Danio rerio (zebrafish) is the source of this 1475-nucleotide messenger RNA. It is a transcript of the gene bhmt, whose product is annotated as betaine--homocysteine S-methyltransferase. The record is from RefSeq and is marked validated. Lineage: Eukaryota; Metazoa; Chordata; Actinopteri; Cypriniformes; Danionidae.
CGGCUCUCCUCAAACUCUCCAUCUGCUGUUCCUGAAUCAGAUCAACAUGGCACCAGUCGGAUCCAAACGGGGAGUUCUGGAGCGCCUGAACGCGGGUGAGGUGGUGAUUGGAGACGGAGGGUUCGUGUUCGCUCUGGAGAAGCGCGGGUAUGUGAAGGCCGGACCCUGGACACCAGAGGCCGCUGCGGAGCACCCGGAGGCCGUGCGGCAGCUGCACCGGGAGUUCUUGCGCGCUGGCUCAAAUGUCAUGCAGACGUUCACUUUCUACGCCAGUGACGACAAGCUGGAGAACAGAGGCAACAAACUGAGCUUCACUGGCCAGCAGAUCAAUGAGGCGGCCUGUGACCUGGCCAGAGAAGUGGCCAAUGAGGGCGAUGCGCUGGUGGCGGGCGGAGUCUCGCAGACGCCUUCAUACCUGAGCUGCAAGAGUGAAGAGGAGGUGAAGAAGACCUUCAAGAAACAGCUGGAUGUCUUCAUCAAGAAGAAUGUAGACCUGCUGAUCGCUGAGUACUUUGAGCAUGUGGAGGAGGCUGAAUGGGCCGUCCAGGUUCUGAAGGCCACAGGAAAGCCUGUAGCAGCGACUCUGUGUAUUGGACCUGACGGAGACAUGCAUGGAGUUACACCUGGAGAGUGUGCCGUCAGACUGGUGAAAGCAGGAGCUGAUAUUGUGGGUGUGAACUGUCACUUUGACCCCCUGACCUGUGUGAAGACUGUGGUGAUGAUGAAGGCUGCAGUGGAGAAAGCGGGUCUGAAAGCGCAUUAUAUGACGCAGCCGCUGGCGUACCACACACCCGACUGCAGCUGCCAGGGCUUCAUUGACCUGCCCGAGUUCCCAUUCGCUCUGGAGCCGCGGAUCCUGACGCGCUGGGAGAUGCAGCAGUACGCCAGAGAGGCCUAUAAAGCUGGAAUCCGCUACAUCGGUGGCUGCUGCGGGUUCGAGCCGUACCACAUCCGCGCUGUAGCUGAAGAGCUGUCGGCCGAGAGAGGAUUCCUGCCCGAAGCCUCACAAAAACACGGCCUGUGGGGCAGCGGCCUGGAGAUGCACACCAAACCCUGGGUCAGGGCCAGGGCUCGCCGUGACUACUGGGAGAAGCUGAAGCCGGCGUCUGGUCGUCCACUCUGCCCCUCCAUGUCCACUCCAGACGGUUGGGGGGUCACCAGGGGUCACGCGGCCCUCAUGCAGCAGAAGGAGGCCACCACGGCGGAGCAGCUGCGGCCACUGUUCCAGCAGGCGGACGCUAAACACUGAGACACACUGAGGAGACCAGAGAAUUUACAUGAUCAACACCUCUGUUUACUGCAGCCGCACACACACACAGACAGAGAGAGCUCUGGAGAAACACACACACACACACCUGCGCCGCUGUUCUCCAUGUGCCUGCCCUGAUGUGGUGUUGAAGCGGCACAGCUGCAUUCCAGAUGUUCACAGCACUCCAGUGUUUACAUUCUGAUGAUCAAUAAACCAUCAUCAUCAA